Eimeria necatrix is the source of this 5859-nucleotide messenger RNA. RefSeq lists its product as hypothetical. NCBI's taxonomy places the organism in Eukaryota, Apicomplexa, Conoidasida, Eucoccidiorida, Eimeriidae. The record is from RefSeq and is a predicted model, not a curated record. The coding region runs from base 1 to 5859 and encodes 1952 amino acids. The transcript has a single exon.
AUGUGCCCUGCUUUAGUACACCGGGGGGCCCCUGGGGGCCCCUCUGAGCUCCCUGUGCUUUCUGAGGGUUCGCUGGGGCCCAGGGGGCCCCUGGAGGGGCCCCUGGAGGGGCCCCCCAAAGCAGCAGCAGCAGCAGCAGCAGCAGCAGCAGCAGCAGCAGGGGGGAAGGGGCCCAUGGGGGCCCUUUGCUGGGACCAGAUGCUUACAUUCAUAUCCCAGGUUGCUGCUGGGGAGGGGCCCCCAGCAGCAGCAGCAGCAGCAGCAGCAGCAGCAGCUGGUGAAGGCUCUUCCGGAAAGCAGCAGCAGAAGCAACAGCAGCACCAGCAGCAGCAGCAGCAAAGGCAGCAGCAAAAGGAUCUUUACGCCCCUGCUGCUUACCCUGCUGCUGCUGCUGCUGCUGCUGCUGCUGCAGGCCCAACUGCAGCAGCAGCUGCCUUUCCGCAGCUAGGCGCUGCUGACGCGGCACCGACGGGCAGCAGCAGGCGAGGCCGCAGGGCGCAGCAGCAGCAGCAGCAGCAGCAGCAGCAGCAGCAGCAGCAGCUUGAAGGGCCCCCGCCCAAGAGACGCCGGGGCCGACCGCCAAAGAACCUACAGGAGCAGCAACAGCUGCAGCAGCUGCAGCAGCAGCAGCAGCAGCAGCAGCAGCAGCACGCUGAGGGGGCCCCUCAGGGGCCCCACCGGUGGGCCGCAGAGACGGGUAAGGGCAGCCAGGGGGGCCCCCCAAGCAGCAGGCAGGGCCAAAAGAAAGAUGCUGCUGCUGCUGCAGCACCUGCUGCUGCAGCAGCUGCUGCUGCAGCAACUGCUGCUGCAGCAACUGCUGCUGCUGAUGAAGAUUUGCUGCAGGAGCUCGAAGACAGCCUCUGCUCUUACCUUGAGGUGGAAGAGUCCCCAUACGAGACUUUGGGGGGCCCCCCUGGGGGCCCCCCUGGGGGCCCCCCUGGGGCCCCUCCUGGGGGCCCCCCUGGGGGCCCUGCUGCUGCGCUGCAGCAGCAGCAGGAGCGAAGCAGCAAACACCCUGAGCAGGGGCCCCUUGAGGGGGCCCCCUUUCUGGAUUUGAACCCUUUUGGAGAAUUCGAAAUGGAGGGGGGGGCCCCUAGGGGGGCCCCCCAUACCUCACAUUUUGCUGCAGCUCAGGGGCCCCCCGAGGGGCCCCCUGAGGGGCCCCCCGAGGGGCCCCCCGAGGGGCCCCCUGGGGGGCCCCCCGGGGGUACCCCUGAGGGGCCCCCACGCUCUAGUCUUUUUGCUGCUGUCGGCAGCUCAUGUGAGGUGCGCAGCAGCAGCAGCAGCAGCACCUGCAGCAGCGACAAGGGCAGCAGCAGCAGCAGCAGCAGCAGCAGCAGCAGCAGCAGCAGCACGUGCAAAAGCUGCGACGCGCUGCGGCAGCAGCUGCUGCAGCUGCAGCUGCAGGGCUAUGAGUCUUGGGGAGAAGCAAACCAGCGUCUUGCUGCUGCUCUGGAGACGAAGCAAGAAGCUUUGGUGCAGCAGGAGCAGCAGCUGCUGCAGCAGCAGCAGCAGAUUGAGCUGCUGCAGCAGCAGCUGCAGCAGGCGGCCGAGGAGGCGCAGCAGCGCGAGCACUUGCUGCUCAUGGCCAAGAAGCAGCAGCAGCUCCUCAAAGAAGAACUGCAGCAAGCAGCAGCAGCAGAAGAGGAGCAGCAGCAGCUGCUCGCCAACACGCUGCUGCUGCUGCAGCGGGAGAAAGAAGAUGUCAAGAGACUCAAGCGGCUUGCUGCUGCUGACGCCAGACAUAUCCGAGAGCUCACUGCAGCGCAGCAGCAGCAGCAGCAGCAGCAGCAGCAGCAGCAGCGAAGAUCUGCUGCUGCUGACGCUGUAGAGAGGGCGCCUAGAGUUGCCGAGCUUAGCUGCGUUGAUGAUCCGCUGCUGCCAUACACAUGCCGCAGCAGCAGCAGCAGCAGCAGCAGCAGCAGCAGCAGCACUGCAGCAGCAGCAGAAGAUGAAGAGGAGCCGGAGUCCUCCAGUAUGCCCAUAGAGAGUCUUGACGAGGAAAUUUUUGGGGCAGCCGGCUUCAAAUUUAAUCAGCAGCAGCAGCAGCAGCAGCAGCAGCAGCAGCAGCACAAACUCGAGCAGCAGCAGCAGGAGGAGCAGCGACAGAGGCCGUUGGAGCAGCAGCAGGAGAAGCAGCAGCAGCACCAGCAGCAGGUAGAGGGGGACAAAUCGGUGCUGCUGCUGCAGCAGGAAGAAGAGCAGGAGCCUCUUACACGCCAUCAGCAGCAGCAGCAAGUCCAACAGCAGCAGCAACUUAAACAACAGCAGCAGCGAGAAGAUGGAUUGCUGCAGCAGCAGCAGCAGCAGCAGCAGCAGGAACAGCAGUGGGAGCAGCAGCAGAAGCAGCAGAAGCAGAAGCAACUGCACCAGCAUCUGCAGCUGGAGAAUGUGGCUUCACUGCAGCAAGAACAGCAUCAGCCAGAGCAGCAGCAGCAGCAGCAGCAGCAGCAGCAGCAGCAGCAGCAGCAGAAGCCUGAGCCGCUGCAGCAAGAGGAACAAAUUCAGCAGCAGCUAGAGGAUGAGCUGUUAGCCUCACUGCAACAAGAGCCGCAGCAGCAGCAGCAGCAAGAGCAGCAGCAGCAGCUGGAGGAUGAGCUUCUGUCUCCUCUGCAGCAAGAGCAGCAACUGCAGCAGCAGGACCAGCAAGAGCAGCAGCAGGAGCCUAAAGUGCCUCAGCAAGAGCUGCAGCAGCAACAGCAGCAGCAGCAGCAGCAGCAGCAGCAGCAAGAAGAACUUCAGCAGCAACUGGAAGAUGAGCUGCUGGCUUCACUACAGCAGGAGCAGCAGCAAGAACAGCAGCAGCUGGAGGAGGAGAUGUUGGCCCCACUGCAGCAGGAGGAACAAGAGCAGCAGCAGCAGCAGCAGCAGCAACAAGAACAGCAGGAGCAGCAAGAGGAGCCCAAGCUGCUGCAGCAAGAAGAAGCACUCCAGCAGCAGCUGGAGGAGGACUUGCUGGCCCCACUGCAGCAGGAGGAGCAGGAGCAGCAGCAGCAGCAGCAGCAGCAGCAGCAGCAGCAGCAGCAGCAUGGGCAGCAGCUGCUGGAGGAAGAAUUGCUUUGUCCACCGCAGCAAGAGCAGCAGCAAGAGCUGCAGCAAGAGCAGCAGCAGCAAGAGCUGCAGCAAGAGCAGCAGCAGCAGGAGCAGCAGCAAGAGCAGCAGCAGCAGGAGCAGCAGCAAGAGCAGCAGCAGCAGGAGCGGUUGCAGCAAAAGGAGGAAGAGCUGCAGCAGCAGAUGGAGGAUGAGCUGCUGGGCCCUCUGCAGCAAGAGCAACCUGGGCAGCAGCCGCCUGAGCAGCAGCAGCAGCAGCAGCAGGAAGCAAACCUGCAGCAGCUGGAGAACGAGCUGCUGCUUCCGCUGCAGCAAGAGCAACAGCAGCAAGAAGUUACACAGCAGCAGCAGCAGCAGCAACCGGAACAGCAGCAGCAGCAGGACGUUGAGCAGCAGCAGCAGCAAGCGCAGCAACUGCAGCAGCAGCUGGAGGAUGCGUUGGUGCUGCCGCUUGAGCAAGAGCAGCAGCAGCAGCAACAGCAGCAGCAAGAGCGACGUCACAAGCAGCAACUGCAGCAUUGUCGGCAGCAGCAGCAGCAGCAGCAACUGCAGCAGCACCAGCAGCAGCAAGAGCAGCACCAGAAGCAGCAAGAGCAGCAACUCAUUCGUUCUCUGAAGGGAGAACCGAAGCAGCAGCAGCAGCAGCAGCAACGGCGGCAGCCACAAGAGCAGCAGCAGCUGCAGCGGCAACAGAAGCAGCAGCAGCAGCAGCAGCAAGAGCGGCAGCAGCAGAAGCUUCGGAAAGAGCUCCCCCUGUCUUUGGAGAAAGAACAGCAGCAAGAAGAGCAGCAGCAAUCUGCUGCUCAGCAGCAGAAGCAGCAAGAGAAAGACCUGCAGCAGCUGGAGGACGAGCUGCUGCUCGGGCUGCAGCAAGAGCAGCCGCAGCAGCAGCAAGACCAGCAGCAGCAGGAAGAGCGGCAGCUGCAGCAGGAGCAGCAACGGGGGCAGCCUCAGGGACAGCAGCAGCAGCAAGCCGAGCAGCAGCAGCAGCAGCAGCAGCAGCAGCAGCAGAGUGCGCAGCAGCAACAGGAGCUUCAGGUCAGGCAGCAGCUCUCACUGCAACACGAGCGGCAGCAGCCGCAGCAGCAGCAGCAGCAGCAGGGGCAGCUGCAGCAGCAGCUUGAAGACGAGUUUCUGUUGCCACUGCAGCAGGAGCAGCAAGCUGAGCAGCAGCAGCCAGAGCAGCAACUAGAUGAACAACUGCAGCAGCAGCUUGAGGAUGAGUUUUUGCUUCCUUUGCAGCAGGAGCGGCAGCAGCAGCAGCAGCAGGACUUGUUGCAGCAGCAGCAGCACGAGGUGCUGCAGCGGCACGAAAAGGCGCUGCAGCAGAAGGACAAAGUGCUGCAGCAGGAAGACAAGAUGCUGCAGCAGCAAGGUAAAGUGCUGCAGCAGCAGCGUAAGCGGCGCCAGCAAGGGCCUCAGCAGCAGCAGCAGCAGCAGCAGCAGAAGCAACGCGCGCGUAAGCCGCGUGUGUCGCAGCAGCAGCAGGUGCAGCAGCAGCAGGUGCAGCAGCAGCAGGAAGAACUAUCGCAGCAGCAGCUCGAGGACGAGCUGCUGCUGCCACUGCAACAGGAGCAGCAACAGCAGCAGCAAGCUGCACGACUGCAGCAAAAGGUUGGGGACGAGCUGCUGCCGCCACUGCGGCAGGGACAGCAGCAGCAGCUUGAGGAGGGUGAGGUGCUGCUGCCGCUGCAGCUGCAAAAGCAGCAGCAGCAGCAGCAGCAGCAACAGCAACAGCAGCAGCAGCAGUGCCAGCAAGCCCCUACUGCAGCAAAGGCUCCGCUGCGUCAGAUGCAGCAGCAGAAGCAGCAGAAUCAGAGGCAGACGCACAGACAGAUGACUGUGCAGCAGCAGCAGCAGGGAACUGCGUACGAGCAGCAGCAGCAACAGCAGCAGCAGCAACAGCAGCAGCAGCAGCAGCCGUUGCUGCAGCGCCCUCCACCGCGGAAGCAGCGGCAUCAAGAGCUGCAGCAGCAGCAGCAGCAGCAGCAGGCCGACGCAGAGGGUGCAGCAAGACUCAAGCGGCGGCGGCGUGAUACUGGGAUUUCAGCAAAAGCAGCAGCAGCAACAGCAGCAGCAGCGCCAGCAGCAGCAGCAGCAGCAUCAAUAGCAGCAGCAGAGCGUGUACGAGACCAGCUGCUGCUGCUUCUGGGGAACUGUCUUGCUGCAGCAGCAGAUUCGAAUGACAGCAGCAGCUGCUGCUGCUACGCCUGGGCGUCUCUGAAGGGCGCAGUCAAAGUGCGUGCUCUGCUGCAGCGGCUGCAGCUGCUGCAGCAAGAGGGAUCUGCUGCUGCUGCUGCUGCUGCUGCUGCUGCUGCUCAUGCUGCUGCUCCCGUGGACUUACUGGUGGUGCUGUGGCAGCCUUUACUAAAACAUGCUGCCUCUCUCCAGGCUGCCUUCACGGCGAAGCACGCAGCAGCAGCAGCAGCAGCAGCAGCAGCAGCAGCAGAAGCUCCGCUGCUGCGACUGAGGGUGCUGCUGGCUUGCAUUUUGCAGCAGGUUCUUCAUAUGCAGCAGCAAACUGACACGCGCCUGCAGCAGCAGCAGCAGCAGCAGCAGCAGCAGGAAUCUCGCCGAGUCCUGUGCGUGUCUCUGGCCUUGGUGGAAGUUUGGCAGAGAGAGCAGCAGCAGCAGCAGCAGCAAAAGCGGCAGCAGGAGCAGCAGCAAAAGCAGCAGCAAAGACGGCGCUGCUGUGAUGGGGAGGCGCAGCACCAAAAGCUGCUGUCGUCCCUGCGGGGUUUGCUGCUGCAGCAGCUGCGUUCUGCUGCUGCUGCUGCUGCUGCUGCUGCUCCAAAAGCCACGUGUUAG